This is a messenger RNA of Dendronephthya gigantea, 585 nucleotides long. RefSeq names its product 40S ribosomal protein S10-like. Lineage: Eukaryota; Metazoa; Cnidaria; Anthozoa; Malacalcyonacea; Nephtheidae. Gene Ontology annotation, molecular function: RNA binding; structural constituent of ribosome. The record is from RefSeq and is a predicted model, not a curated record. The transcript has 6 exons. The coding region runs from base 64 to 543 and encodes 159 amino acids. Gene Ontology annotation, cellular component: cytosolic small ribosomal subunit.
ACCAGUCCCCCUAGACGUCUCUUUCUUUUCUCCUGUCUCCAAAAGCUAAGAGCGAUUUUAAGGAUGUUGAUUCCCAAGAAGAAUAGAACAAAUAUUUAUGAAUACCUCUUCAAAGAGGGUGUAAUGGUUGCAAAGAAAGAUUUCAAUGCACCAAGACAUCCUGAGCUGGAGACUGUUCCAAAUCUACAAGUCAUCAAAGCUAUGCAGUCUCUAAAAUCUCGAGGGUAUGUCACAGAACAGUUUGCUUGGAAGCAUUAUUACUGGUACCUAACAAAUGAAGGCAUCACAUAUCUGCGUGAUUAUCUAAACCUGCCUCCCGAGAUUGUUCCAUCCACAUUAAGACGACAAACAAGGACGGAAGGAUCCCGUGCCAGACCAAAGGAAGGCCCUCGUCCAUCUGGUCCAGCACCAGACACCGCUGACCGUGAAGCCUACAGACGUGGACCGAGCGAUGAACCCAAAGGAGGGGCGGGAGCAAAUUUCAAUCCUGAAUUCCGUGGAGGUUUCGGUCGAGGUCGUGGGUUUGGUGCACCGCCAUCUUAAAGGAUAUUUUGUAGUUGAAUAAAAAAACAUUCCUCAUCAACA